Molecule: messenger RNA, 4774 nt
Organism: Lineus longissimus
Lineage: Eukaryota; Metazoa; Nemertea; Pilidiophora; Heteronemertea; Lineidae
Product: BTB/POZ domain-containing protein KCTD16-like
Exons: 1
Coding region: 870-1652 (260 amino acids)
Biological process (GO): protein homooligomerization
Molecular function (GO): protein binding
Source: RefSeq, a predicted model, not a curated record
AAGGCUCACCACCAGUAAAACUGGAAGCAAAUCCGUGUAACUCGAUAAUGUUGGUGUAAUUGCAACACGGAAGGCGCAUGCGUAAGCUUCAGGACUAUUGGCGAUCUGGAACUUUGAUGUAAUUUCUUUAGCUUGAGAUGCUCAAAUGACCCUAUAUCCACGCAAAUGACCCCUGUAUGAUUAAUCUCUCUUUCAAGCCCCAUUUCCAUCAGCUCUACCAUGUCUGCAUGGUCGGAGACGCACUGGGGACGGGAUUUAUGGAGCAGAAUAAUUACAUCUAUCGACACUCUAAGCAUCCAAAACGAGCCAGGCUGUAGCUUCACCAACACCGCCUGCCUGCCCCGAUCGAAGCACGAUUGCUCGGUCGCCAAGCAAUACAUGGGAUCAGCAGUGAGGCCAGCUGCAGUAGGACUAUCGUGUUAGUUACGUGGAUCGAAUUCACUUGAUACUCUUCCACUCGCGUUCCGUACUAUUGGAUUUGCCUCUGCUGAAGCCAUUGUCAAUAUCUGAUGUUAUUGUGCGUUGCCUAGUAGUGAGUCGUUUUAUUCUUGCUGAAAAGGUACGUGAGUUCAUUUGCUGGAUGAACAUAAUUCUGUUCUUCGAUCGUUGUGGGUUUCUGAUGCACAACGUUCAUCGUGUCUGUUGGUGCCAUAGGACGACAACUCUGCGGAAAACUUAACGAAGUACGACUUUUUCUGGAAAUCGCAAAGUGAUCGCUGUUCCGGGCUAUGCUUAUUCACCUAGUCCACCAUUUUCACAAGCGGAUAUCUGUUUAUUCUGUGAUCGGUGCCUGAACUCUCUGCGCACAAUCUGAAUGUGUGGCGUAGUAUCUCGGGUAAUAUAAUAACCAACUGAAUAAGAUCACCACCAUGUCCAUAGACAGUAACGUGCCGAUGGAGUCUUUCCCGCCAAUUAUCGAACUAAAUGUAGGAGGGGUGUUUUACACCACCAGUAUAUCAACCCUGACGAAGGAGGAUGACUCGUUAUUAGGAUCAAUGUUUAGUGGCAAAGGAAAAAUGACGCUAGUUAAAGACAAUAAGGGCAAAUACUUCAUUGAUAGAGAUGGGGUGUUAUUUCGUUACGUACUGGAUUAUCUACGUAACCAGAAGUUAGUUCUCCCGGAAAAUUUCCAUGAAAAAGACAGACUGAAAAGUGAAGCUGAGUUUUACAAGUUGCCCAAUAUGGUCAAAUGCGUCCAGAGCGCCAAUAUCAUUCACACUCACCACUCGCACAUAAAGGCGCCUGUGCCGAACAGUGUCAGCCCAGAACCAGACAAACCCAACGGUGUGAUAACUCUGGGGUAUCGCGGGACCUUCGCUUUUGGCCGCGACGGAUUAGCCGAUGUGAAAUUUCGGAAGCUCUCGCGGAUCCUGGUGUGUGGCCGUGUGUCCGUUUGCCGGGAGGUCUUCGGCGACACCCUUAAUGAAAGCCGAGAUCCUGACCGUGGCUGCACAGACCGCUACACGUGUCGGUUCUUCCUAAAGCACACCUUCAUAGAGCAGGCCAUUGAUAUGCUCGUCGAGAGCGGCUUCGUAAUGAAGGGCUGCUGUGCUUCGGGGACCAAUGGGGCGGGCGAAUUGAAACCCGGGAUGGACUCGGAGGAGAACAAGUGGCAACACUAUAACGAAUUCAUCUUCAUUAGGGUGUCCUAAAAAGUUGGAUAGGACAAGCUUAAAUCGUCCCCACGGGAAGCUGCUAAAGAUUUGGAAUAUGACACGGAAAGAAAAUGGUAACGAAAUACUGAAAAAAUUGUAGACGUAGGUUAUUUCUGUUCCAUUAAUCAUGUUAAUCGUGACUAAGGAAUAAUUAUUUACACUGUAUGCCACACGGAGUAUAAAUGUUUUGGAUGCAACGUCAUUAUAAUGCGUUAGUUCACGGUGAUUUAUAAAGCUUCCGUAGGCAUUUAGUUGACCUAGAACAUUUUAUUCUGCUGGAUUAAUUUUAACAUUAUGCACUGCAAUAAGGAUGUCAUUGAAUCUCAAUGGACUAUGUAUAUCUGUUAAAUGACGGCACAGAAUAUAAAUGUUAUGUAAUGCCAUCUACGUAGUUGGCACAAGACUCCGAGACCCAGAGAUGCCUGCACUUAAGGCGCUAACCGUAGGCCAGACAGUAGAAGUAUACCAGUUAACAUCUCGACUUUCUUUACAGUGAGUGUACUUUUCUAGGAUUACCUUAAGUCAUUUUCUAUCUAGUUGCUUCCCUUUAUUUCGUAUCGAACAAAUUUGUUCGCUUCAAGACCUACGGAAUUCGCUAAAAUUACACUACGCGAUUAUACGGCUCAAUCAGCACAUUCAAAUACUUAUUACAUGUAGAAACUGAGGAUAGCCAUUGGAAAAGAUUAUCAUACUCAGAAAACAAUAAAAUGAUGGUAUGUCAACAACCGUACGACGAUUAAUGAGUUCUUAAGCUUGGAAUAGUAUGUGCAUUUGUUACGAAUCGUUAAUCUUGUCAGUUCAAUUGCAUGAUUAAUCUGGAAGACAUUAUCAAAGGUAAACUACAGGCAAAAUAUCGCAAACCUCAUUUGAUUGAGAUAUCCAACGACGGACGACCUCUGACAGGUUGGCAUGUCCUGGAAUUAGUUUAGAUGUGUUUUAUCUUAUCCUUUGGGUUCUGGUUCCUUUUUAACCCGAAGACCGAUCCAAAAUGGGGAUUGAUAGGAAAAGAUUUUGGUGUUGAACGCGUUUAGAUAGUCACUCACAAACAGCCUUGCUGAAAUUUGACCUCAUGCACAAGUUAAUCUGUUGAGAAGAUUAUGAGAGACUGUGUCUCGAAACAACAUUACUGUAUACCCAAGAAACGAACGUCCAGCACUCCGAGCGGCGAGUUUCGUCUUGAGGAAGGUUGUGAAAAGAGGAGAAAAUUAUAAGAUCUCAAAGAGGAACGCAACUCGUUGUACACGAUGAUGCUGUUAAAAUAGUUUUAGGGCUAGGGACGUUUGCUUCCAAGUAAAGUAUAGACUAAAUUUCUUGGACUGUGUCGAAGGGAUAAGGGAUUCUAAUACAAUCAAGGGUGUAUCUCAAGGAUACUCUGCAAGCAGUUUGGACCGGCUACACCAUGGGGGAAGGGUAGCUAAUCAAGUCGCCUACUGUGUUUGCCGAAUUUAGGAAAAUACCAGAAAGUAUUUUAUUUCAUGAAUUCAUGGAUUUAUGGAAUGAGUUAAUCUAUCUGGUAAUACGAGCUUUCCAGGACUGAAUGAGUGAAAUUACGAAGCGAGGUGAUAUGCACGUUGUUGUCAUGACCACAUACCAACUACAACCUGGGCAUAAAAAAGUAGCAGUUAUCCAGUCAUAUUCUUGUUUGGACUGCUAAGGAGAAAUUAUGAUGACCUCACCUCAGAAUAUCACUGAACUUGAUGAAUGUGAACACCAGAUGGAUUAUUUUUUCUUCAACUAACCACGUCGUCAACGGCGUGACGUUGGCGAAGGAUGCAACAAAAACGUUAAAUAAAUCAAUAAAAUAAUGUUGUGAGGUUUUUUAACUCCUUGGAUUAGGCAAUCCCAGUAGCCGAGUUCUCCCGACUUGAUCUCCCUUUCCUUCGGAGUGAGAUACAACGGGUAAUAUGUAUAGAUACAUUAUGUAUAUUAUCAUAUUGUCUUCUAUAUCGCUAGCAUAGCUACAGUAAUACAGAUACUCCUGCACUCUGUUAAGCUACACUGUGUUAAAAUUUUAAUCAUAUUUCAUAAUCAUUUGACGCUACGCCAUGCUCUCGAAUCUCUGUUGAUAAACCACUUCGUAAGAAUCAGUGUUAUAGCAGUUCGAGUAAAAAAAUGCAAUUGCCGGGCUUACUGUUGAUGAAUUUAACCCGGGAGACACAUGGCUACAACAACAAAGGCAUGUGAACAAAUUGUGUGAUUUCGCGGAUAACAUAGAUCCUGUGGAAGACCCUCGAGAAUUCGUUCCCGAGUUAUAUCGAGAAAAAGAGUGAACCUUCCAGCCUACCGAGCAGUGAGCAGUUCUGCCGGUAUACGAGGUGUCUUGUAAUAUCAGCUCGGCAUUUCCAUCCACUAAAUGCUUACGACUUCAUCUAUAAGUGAAUCUAUGGUGUCGUCAACUGAUAAAAUGUUAGAACUUGCGGAGUGUAUUCUUAUGGACCCCUUCAGCUCACGAAUCGAUAAUCAGAAUCAAAUUUAUCCGUGUGUCGAGUACUGAACUGAUACACACUGUCACAAUAUUUCCUUUUCCACGGCAGUUCCGCUCAGUGAGCUUCAACUCCUACCCUUUGGAAAAGAUGGGAAAUCUCUCUGCGGGGUAAUUUUGCGAAAAUCGAUUCAAGGGAUGAGAUUGUCAAAGUAAAUACAACAAUCAAUAUGAUAAAGUUCAUACCAUAAGGCUGAAUAGUUAAAACGUUGUUGUAGUCAACAGAGCAAACGGCUGUCAAGCUCAUGAUUAAAAACCUGUUCUUGGCAGAUGCCAAUGCCGUGUGCAAGCUAUCUACUGUACUCGCAUCACUCUAGAGGGGACUUUAAUAUGAAACAUGAUAAACGAGAUAUCGUUUUAUAAAACAACUUGGUGUUUUGCAUAACUCUGCACUGCUGUGAAACUUUGUUGUUGAAGUGCAUCGAUGACGCUGAAAUGGACGUCGCUCGAAGCGCUUCAGCUUGGCCUAUCCUAUUCAAAAGAUUAACCGGUUUUAAUCCUUGAAUCGAUUAAGUAAAACUACCCGUUAUUCAGAUAUGUUGAUGGUAUAAUUUAUGUAUAUAUAUAGCAGUAUCAUUUAUCUGGAGGCGAGAAGUGAUAUUUUAAGAGCAAUUAAAAUUGUUGUCCAUUUAUUAUA